Messenger RNA from Lymnaea stagnalis (great pond snail), 12379 nucleotides. NCBI's taxonomy places the organism in Eukaryota, Metazoa, Mollusca, Gastropoda, Lymnaeidae. The record is from the annotation of a GenBank genome assembly.
UAUCAUAAAGACUGUUACCAGCGGUGGUGAAUGUGAUAGAAUCAUCCAUCCUACGAAGUGAAACAGUUAUAGUGUUAUUUGAUAGUAAAUCCAGGAGAAAUUAACAAAGGAAAUUGUUGUAUCAGACAUACAUAGGAAGUAACGUAUGUUCUUCCCACAGAGGUGUAAGACAAUGUCUGGCUCCAGACUGUGUCUGCUUGUCUUCCUAUUUCUGUCUUUCGCCAAUGGUAAGUUUUUUCUGGGAUAAUUGUAGUUUUUUUUUUGGUGUUUUUUUUAGACAUGACAUAGGAUUAAACGCAUUUAGUUGUAUGUAUGUGAAUUAAUUAUACAGGCUAUGGGCUACCUGAUUGCAUAGCGUACCUUUUACCUGAAAACUAAGCAUACAGGCUACGGGCUACCUGAUUGCAUAGCGUACCUUUUACCUGAAAACGAAGCAUACAGGCUACGGGCUACCUGAUUGCAUAGCGUACCUUUUACCUGAAAACGAAGCAUACAGGCUACGGGCUACCUGAGUGCAUAGCGUACCUUUUACCUGAAAACAAAAGCAUACAGGCUACUUUUUAUUCUGAUCUCUAAUUCAAAUGACCUAAAAAUUCAAGUCUACUAGCUGUAGCUUUGUAGAAGGUUUUUGUCCCUGUGCUAAAUGAAUGAAAAUACUUUUAAGCUGUUGAGAAUAAAUUGUAUAGUAACUCAGAGGAGAGCAUGCACUAACAGGCAACAGUAGAACAUUUAGUAUAAUAUAGUACAACAAUACGCAUAGUUUAGUACAUCAGUAUGUAUAGUUUAGUACAGCAGUAUGUAUAGUUUAGUACAGCAGUAUGUAUAUUGUAGUACAACAUUAUGUAUAAAUUAGUACAGCAUUAUGCAUAUUGUAGUACAAGACUAUGUAUAGUUUAGUACAACAUUGAGUAUAUAAUAAUACAACGUUAUUUUAUAGUACAAUAUUACGAUUAUUAUAAUACAACAUUAAGCAUGUUAUAGUACAACAUUGUGCGUCUUUUAGUACAAGUCCUAAGCACGUGAAGAUGACCAAGGCAAGAUUCGACUCGAUUAAGAUCAUUACUUGAGUUGUGUUUUGUUUGAAGUGAGUGAGGGCUGCUCUAUUCGUCAGCCUCACUCCAACGUCCUUUCCUGUUUCAUAUCAUGGCAACACUCAGUGCAGACUUCACCACGGGGAUAGAUUUCAGAUUUGAAAUGGGUUUGAUCCAAGGUAAAUCAGUCCUACCCACCCUGGGUGCGUUCAACGAUUUACAUCCACUCGGGGUGUGGUUAGUGAAUCCCAUCCACAUGGGGUGUGGUUAACGAGUCCCAUCCACAUGGGGUGUGGUUAGCGAAUCCCAUCCACAUGGGGUGUGGUUAACGAGUCACAUCCACAUGGGGUGUGGUUAACGAGUCCCAUCCACAUGGGGUGUGGUUAACGAAUCCCAUCCACAUGGGGUGUGGUUAACGAAUCCCAUCCACAUGGGGUGUGGUUAACGAAUCCCAUCCACAUGAGGUGUGGUUAGCGAAUCCCAUCCACAUGGGGUGUGAUUAACGAGUCCCAUCCACAUGGGGAGUGUGGUUAGCGAGUCCCAUCCACAUGGGGUGUGGUUAACGAGUCCCAUCCACGUGGGGUGUUGUUAGCGAGUCCCAGCCACAUGGGGUGUGGUUAACGAAUCCCAUCCACAUGGGGUGUGGUUAACGAAUCCCAUCCACAUGGGGUGUGGUUAACGAAUCCCAUCCACAUGGGGUGUGGUUAGCGAAUCCCAUCCACAUGGGGUGUGAUUAACGAGUCCCAUCCACAUGGGGUGUGGUUAACGAGUCUCAUCCACAUGGGGUGUGUUUAACGAGUCCCAUCCACAUGGGGUGUGGUUAACGAGUCUCAUCCACAUGGGUGGGGCGUGGUUAACGAGUCCCAUUCACAUGGGGUGUGAUUAAGGAGUCCCAUCCACAUGGGUGGGGUGUGGUUAACGAGUCCCAUCCACAUGGGGUGUGGUUAACGAGUCCCAUCCACAUGAGGUGUGGUUAACGAGUCCCAUCCACAUCGAAUGGGAUUUUGCUGUGGAUUAAACUACAAUAUACAAACUUGGGUCUGACUCACUUAGACCACUCGACCACACUGCACACCACACACUAAAGUACCAUAUGAUGCGUCGACGUGCAUUGGAAAGUACUGUUAUAAGUGACUACAGGAAACUUAUACACACACUUGCAGGCUCCAGUUACACAAAUGAUAUUACAUUGUAUCGAAGCACUUUAAACAUUUCCAGCUAUAAUCUGCCACUGAAUUCACAGAUUGAUUUUCAAAAUGUCUUCGUAUUACCCGUGUCAACUUAUUUGAGAGCAGGGAUGGCAUAGUUUCAGCUGACUUAUUUAACAUCAUAGAGUUGGAUUAUCCCAUGACAUAAAUCAUUAGCCCGCACUCCCCAAAGUCUUUAUUCCAAAGAUGCACUCUGAUCAAGACAAUACCUCAUGUGUUGGAGGACAUUGAAAUGAAAGCUUUCUUAGCGAGAGGAGAGAAAAAAUGCGUGCACUCUUAGCUGUAAUGUAUGCUAAGUCAUUUCUUAUGACAUUGUUUAUCUCUUGUGUUCGAUGGCGAAGAUUCAAACACGAAUUUAAUACUCAGAUAUACUUAUAUUUUGGUAGUAACUUUAGAAUCUUAAAAAAAACAACAAAAAACAAAAAAAACAAUGGAUCAUCAAAUAACUGGGGCAUAGCUAGAAUAAUGAAAUGAUACGCUACAAGGAUGGCUUUAAAACAAGUUGACAGAGACAAGUCUGUGUUAAGUCAAGCAAAAGGACACAAGUCUGUGUUAUUUCGAGUAGACAGAUGCAAGUAUGAUUUAAAACAAACAGUUGAAACAAAAUUCAAUUUAAAUUUUUUGAAUUUAUUAAAUUUGUAAUUUCGUUAUUCGAUUAAAUCGGCAUGGUUUUUGAUUUUUAUUUAAAAUUAAAUCUAGAAGAAAUCGUAGAAUUUCUACCAAAAAAAAUGUAUUACAUAUAAAAAUGUUCCAAAUACAUAUUUAACGCAUAAAUAGAUCAAGAAUAAAUAGAUCCAGAAUAAAUAGAUCCAGAAUAAAUAGAUCCAAAUUAUCUGCCAAAUAAAUCGACAUAAUUAGUGAGCCACAAAAUUAAAUAGAUAUCAAAACAAUUAUGGUGAUGAGUGAUACAGGCAUACAUUUUUUUUUCAAAAGCAUAAAGGGUUCGAGCGACUCUUGCACGGGUCGACUAAGAUAAGGGUUCGAGCGACUCUUGCACGGGUCGACUAAGAUAAGGGUUCGAGCGACUCUUGCACGGGUCGACUAAGAUAAGGGUUCGAGUGACUCUUGCACGGGUCGACUAAGAUAAGGGUUCGAGCGACUCUUGCACGGGUCGACUAAGAUUCUUGGACAACACACAUUUUUUAAAUGCAUGACGAACUGUAUUAAAAGGUUGCGGCAUUAGGAUGUUUGAGAACCACUGGUCUAAACAGACGACAGUCGCCCUUUCUGGUUUAGAACCUCAAUCGAACUGCAAAGAUUAAUUACGACUAAGCUGUGUAAGAAAGUUAAUCACCUUAGCUUACGGUUAAGCCUUGAUAAACGGAUUGCCCGAAAACUAAACCACGAGGCACGGAGGAUGACGUCAUUAAACGAAAGUUGUUAAAAGCUAAUUGCAUUUUAGAGCUUGGUGGCUAGAGAGAUUAACAUCAUGGAUGUUACACAAUACACUAAGGGAUAAUAUACUCAGUCAAACAUCAGGAUGUUUAGUAGCUAAAUCCCGUUACCGAUGUUAUUGUCUCAACUGCAUUGCAUUUAUCAUAUUAUAAUACUUUAUUAUUCAGUAUGCUUAAGGAAACUUUUAGCAUUGACACAGUCGCAUUAAGAGACUUUGUUUAUUAGGAGACUUUCUUCAUUAACAGACUUCCUUCAUAAAGAGACUUUCUUCAUUAGCAGACUUUCUUCAUAACAGACUUUCUUUAUUUAGAGACAUUCUUCAUUAAGAGACUUUCUUCAUUAAGACACUAUCUUCAUUAAGAGACUUUCUUCAUUAAGAGACCUUCUUUAUUACGAAACUUUCUUCAUUAAAAGACAUUCUUCAACAAGAUACUUUCUUCAUUAAGAGACUUUCUUUAAAAAGAGAUUUUUGUUUAUUGUGAGACUUUCUUCAUCGAAAGACUGUCUUCAUUUAGAGACUUUCUUUAUUAAGAGACUUUCUUUAUUAAGAGACUUUCUUCAUUAAGAAGCUUUCUUCAUUAAGAGACCUUCUUUAUUAUGAGACUUUCUUCAUUAAAAGAAAUUCUUCAUUAAGAUACGUUCUUCAUUUAGAGACUUUCUUUAUUACGAAACUUUCUUCAUUGAAAGAUUGUCUUCAUUUAGAGACUUUCUUUAUUAAGAGAUUUUCUUCGUUAAGAGACUUCAUUCAUUAAGAGCCUUUCUUCAUUGCAGUAAUGAAUUUAAAUACGUUACCGACCAAAUUGGAGUAGUCCUCAUUUUAUAGAAAGUAGAUCACCAACGACCUCAUCAAUGUAACAUCCUUUUCCAUAAAACAAUUUUAAACACCUAGAAAAUACAUUUUGUAGCAUAAUACACGAAUUUAAUUUUAACCUUAAGACAUAUUAAGAUCGAUGAUUCAAAACGUAACUGGUUAUGAACUUUUGAAAUUGGUGGUUGAAUUUAUGUUGACGAUAACCUUAUGUCAGUCAACAUUUCAGAGGUCUUUUGGGUUGUUGUUUAUUUUAAAAAUUGCGCUUCUUUUCACUCGCAUUUAAAACUAAAUGUAAAAUUUAUGAUAUUUUUUUCAUUGAUGAAUUAUGCGAAAGGAAAUAUUACCCCCUUAAUGAGAUUAGAAAAAUCCUCAUACUCUUUUUUUAAUGAUUUUUAAAGACCUCAUACUAGUUGUUUAAUAAGUAGUUGUUUUUUUUGUUUUUUUUUUUGUUUUUUUUUUUUGAUAAAAUACAUUAUACUAGAUUUUUAAUGGAUUUUUUAAAAAAAAAAUUUGUUUUUUUUAUUUUUUUUUAUUUUUUUUUUUUUUUUUUUUUAAUAAUUUUUUUUUUUUUUUUUUUUUUUUUUUUUUUUUUUUUUUGAUAAAAUACAUUAUACUAGAUUUUUAAUGGAUUUUUUAAAAAAAAAUAUAUCAUACUUGUUGUUUAAUAAGGAUAAUAAAUGAAUGACUGCGUUCAAGCUGUGCAAAUGAAACAAUAUAACAAGGUACGUGGAAGCUUGAAUCAAAGGACUGGAAAGUAGGAUGGGAACGUUUUCGGCUAACAGCCUUCCUCAGCAACCAAAAUGCUCUGUUUCUUGUCAUAUUUCCUUCUUAUUUUAAUGUUUCAAACUACCAUCUCACAUGACGUUAACCAACAUGGGUAAUUAUUGAUAAUUUUUUCUGCACUAGUAACGUGACGUUAAAAAAAAAUUAUGUCAUGUUGUGGGCGAGAAUAUCUGUUUAUGCUACCUGUUGGAAUUAUUUACAUUUCGGACAAUUUUUUGAAGAUCCCUCGAAAUCCAAAAAAGUAUUUUAACGUAGGUUGAUGAGUUGACGCGUAAAGCAACCAAACAGUUUGAAAACAGGAUUACUAUUUAAUUAUUUUUUUUAAAACUAAAUUCUCUGGGCAAAGUAAACGAAAAAAAAAAACCUGAAAAAAACAACAAAUUUUUCAAUCUAAAUGCAAACGAACGCCUCCUACAAAACGAAAACUCAACAAUGGAGGGUCAGCUGCCUUAGUUUGACAGUUUGGACAUAUUUCCACACCAGAACAGCCCUAAAGAUACCGUAAACCCAUUGAAAAGAAGUGUUUACCGUACGGAUUAAAGAACACUUUUAAUGGGGGACAAAUAUUGACUCUAUUUCGUAAGGUUAAAAAAAUGAUUUUACUGUACAGGAAUUUUUUUUAAAAAAUGGGGGGGGGGGGAUUGAAGAAAGUGUAAAUACGUAGCAGAAUGUCGAGUAUUGCUUGGAGGUGGCAACAUGUGCAAUUUAUUUCGUAAGGUUAAAAAAAUGUUUUUACUGUACAGGAAUUUUUUUUAAAAAAUGGGGGGGGGGGAUUGAAGAAAGUGUAAAUACGUAGCAGAAUGUCGAGUAUUGCUUGGAGGUGGCAACAUGUGCAGAAAAAGUAGGGGUUCUCGACUUCUUCUUAAUAAGGCUUAAAGAUCUGUGAGACCCCAUAUGCUCUGUCCAGAUGCUAGAAUGCAGUGGCGUAGCGAGGGUGUUUGGCGCCCGGGGACAAGAUUCGCGCCCGGGGACAAGAUCCAUUUUUAGCGCCCCUUUAUCUUUUUUUCAACUCUAAAACCCAUUAUUUUCAUCAAUAAAAUAAUAUCAAAGCACAUUUUGGCGCCCCUAACUAGCUGGCGCCCGGGGACAUCUGCCCCCGUGCCCCCACCACGCUAUGCCUCUGCUAGACUGACUAUACCGUAUCCAGAUGUGAGACCGACUAUACUCUAAGUCAGUGGUUCUCAACCUUCCUAAUUCCGCAACUUUGUUAUAAAGUUCAUGAUGUUGUGGUGAUCCCCAACCAUAAAAUGAUUGUAGUAGCCUCUUCAUAAAUAUGGGUUUUCCGGUGACCUUAGGAAGCCCCUCUGUCAGGUACUAAGAACAGCUAAAGCUAUCAAAUUAGUGAGACAAGCUAUAAUCUGUGUAAGUUGUAAGACAAGCUGUAAUCUGCGUAAGUUGUAAGACAAGCUAUAAUCUGUCUAAGACCCGAUAUCAUAUGUCUGAUGUAAUGAGACCCUCUAAAAUAUGUCUAAAAAGUGAGACCAUCUAAAGAGUGAGACCAUCUAAAGAGUGAGACCAUCUAAAGAGUGAGCCCAUCUAAAGAGUGAGACCAUCUAAAGAGUGAGACCAUCUAUAAGUAGGCGCCUGUAAAAAGCCCGCCCCUUGUAUUUUCUGAUUAUUUAAUCCCUUUCUUGUUUAAAUUUAAAUAAGACGGAGAUCACAGUAUAAAUUAAUUUUUUUUUUCUUUUUAAAUGCAAACUGAAUAUCAAAUUAAUAUAUAUCCGCACUGUGUCAUUAUUGCUUAGUUCCUUAACAAUUCCCUAAACAUUCCCUAUCAAUUUCCUAACAUUUCCUAACAAUUCCCUAACAAUUUCAUAACAUUUCCUAACAAUUCCCUAACAUUUCCUCACAAUUCCCAUACAAUUUAAUAAAUUCUAUAACGAUUCCCUAAAUUGAUGGCGUCAAAAUUAAAUGUCAAUUACCUUAAGUCCCCUUUUUUUACAUUUUAUUUUAUUUUUGAAGUGAGCAUUUAAUUUCAAACUUUAAAACGAACGAAAUUUAGAGUUGGCAUAAAAUAAACAAUUUUAGAGCUGGCAUAAAACACAUAAUUUUAUAUCCGUUGUCUGUUUUAUCUAAUAUCUUUCACUUCUCUAAUAGCAGAUAAACUUUUUCGAGUGCAUUAUGCGCCUCUUACCACUAAAAAAUUAGAUCCACUGGCAGUGGAUAUUCUAAGCCUGGAUAUUGACUGCCUAAGCCGGAUUAAGUUUUCACACAAGAUUCCCUCUGGGCAAACGCUUAAGUUAUAGUUGUGGCUUUUAUAGCAAACACAUAACUCCAGCAAGUUGAUACAUAACAAAUACAUAACACACAAAAUUUGAAAUAUAAACAAAUCAUAACUCAAGCAAGUUGAUGUAUGACAAAUUCAUAACUCAAAGAAAUUCAUAAUUCAAGUAAGUAGAUACAUAACAAACUCUAGCUCAAACAAAUUGAUUUAUAACAAAUGCGUAGCACAAGCUAAUUGAUUUAUAACAAAUACGUAGCACAAGCUAAUUGAUUUAUAACAAAUACGUAGCACAAGCUAAUUGAUUUAUAACAAAUACGUAGCACAAGCUAAUUGAAGUAUAACAAAUACGUAGCACAAGCUAAUUGAUUUAUAACAAAUACGUAGCACAAGCUAAUUGAUUUAUAACAAAUACGUAGCACAAGCUAAUUGAUUUAUAACAAAUACGUAGCACAAGCUAAUUGAUUUAUAACAAAUACGUAGCACAAGCUAAUUGAUUUAUAACAAAUACGUAGCACAAGCUAAUUGAUUUAUAACAAAUACGUAGCACAAGCUAAUUGAUUUAUAACAAAUACGUAGCACAAGCUAAUUGAAGUAUAUAAGCAGCGCCGGUCUUUAGGGUGUGCGACCGUAUGCCUUCCCACCGGGCGCCAUGGCCAUAGGGGCGCCUGGGGCACCCAGUAAAUAUUUAAAUCCCUUAGUUUAUUAUAGUUAAGUGUUACGUACUGUUGAAAAACUAAACAUAUAACUUUAAUGUCCAUGUUAAAAUGUGUAUGGUUAGAUGAAUGUAUAGAAUCAUAACACGUGCUCCAUAGUAUGGUUAGCUACAUGUAUAGCUUCAUAACACGUGAUCCAUAGUAUGGUUAGCUACAUGUAUAGCAUCCUAACACGUGCUCCAUAGUAUGGUUAGCUACAUGUAUAGCAUCCUAACACGUGCUCCAUAGUAUGGUUAGCUACAUGUAUAGCAUCCUAACACGUGGUCCAUAGUAAGGUUAGCUACACGUAUAGCAUAAUAACAUGUGCUCCAUAGUAUGGUUAGCUACAUGUAUAGCAUCAUAACACGUGAUCCAUAGUAAGGUUAGCUACACGUAUAGCAUCCUAACACGUGCUCCAUAGUAUGGUUAGCUACAUGUAUAGCAUCAUAACACGUGAUCCAUAGUGUGGUUAGCUACAUGUAAAGCAUCCUAACACGUGAUCCAUAGCCUACGUCGUAAUUGCAAAAAAGAGGGGGUGCCUCACACCGACAGGGAAAGGGGCGCCGAACGCGUGCUCGCACAGGGCGGAAAGUUUACCUAAUGCCGGCGUUGAUAUAAAAAACAAAGCUCAAACAAUUUGAUGUAUAGAAAAUUUGAACGGCAUAAUUGUUAAUCUGUUUCUGGGAAACUGUGACCAUAAUUUGAGACGCAAAAUCUGUUUCAAAUUGAGCUGGUCUCCUAUCACCUUUCCUGUAAAUCUAACUGCCAUCUGUUGAAAAUGGAAAAUUAACUAGUAUUAAUAUAAAUGAUCAGCUGAAGUGAUUCGAUUAUGAAUUCUUGGAAUCGGUUACCUGAGUAAAAGCGAUACCAUUGAAAUAAGGUUUAAAUUUAAUAAUCAAAUUUUAGAGAAAAAAAAUGAACCGAUUCUUCCAACAUUCCAUUUCAUCAACUUGCCAGAGGCAAAACAUUGAAUCUACAACUUGAUUUUUACUUUAUUCCCAUAGAUCAGGGGGGAAGGGGGAGGGGGUUAUUGGUAUAAAAAAUAGAAUAUUUUAGAGCCCUGACCAUCUGUGCAUUUUAUAAAUAGUUAUUUAUAAUUAUGUAUUGAUCUGUGUUCCUUUAUAUUGAUAGCCUUUUUUAAAAAAAAAAAUUCAAAAUGAGAUAUGCGAUAAUGUGAAAAUCUUAUGUGGAUUUUAAACAGACUGUGAAUAAUUGUUCAUUUAAGUUGUUUCUUUAUGAAGAAAUAUUUAAACAUAACUUCCAGGAAGACAUUGGUCCGUGCAUUGAUUGGUGGUCAUUUUGUUUGUCAAAUGAGAACAACAUGAACCGGAAGUGAACUCACCGGCAAUUUGAAAGACGUCAUGCCGCGUUGAAGGGUUAUCCCUGUGAAGAUCAAGGUCAUCUCACCCCCCCCCCCCUCCUUAAUAUUGACCCAUGGUGUUCAGAAGCAGGGAGGAUACACGUCACCAAACUGGAUCACAGCGUGGCAACCAGAUUGGUGGUCUAUUUGUUUGUCAAAUGAGAACAACAUGAACCGGAAGGUAACUCACCGGCAAUUUGAAAGACGUCAUGCCGCGUUGAAGGGUUAUCCCUGUGAAGAUCAAGGUCAUCUCACCCCCCCCCCCUCCUUAAUAUUGACCCAUGGUGUUCAGAAGCAGGGAGGAUACACGUCACCAAACUGGAUCACAGCGUGGCAACCAUGACGUCACCGAACUGGAUCACAGCGUGGCAACCAUGACGUCACCGAACUGGAUCACAGCGUGGCAACCAUGACGUCACCAGCCGGAGCACACUAGACACGAAAUUAUCCGAGCUUACCGAAAUACUGAGACCUGAUAAUAAGACUGAUACUUUGGUGAUAAGACUAAGACUUGGUGUUUGGCUGCAGGACGUACUAAAGUAAUCAAAAAGGUGCUGCAUUUCAGUUCUGAGCAAGCUUUCAAUUCCCAAUCAUUGAGCGAGCUUUGAGGUUGCAGUCAUUGAGAAAGCAUUCAGUUCAAGGUCAUUAAGCAAGCAUUCAUUUCAAGGUCAUUAAGCAAGCAUUUAGGCCACAGCCAUUAAUAUAGCCUUCAGGUCACAGUCAUUGAGCAAGCAUUCAGGACACAGUCAUCCAUUAUUAAAUUUCCUUGAUGACAGCUUCUUUGACAUUCGAAAUGACCAGCAGUGUCUUAAGUUUGUGCACUGCACAGUCUUUCCGAUAUCUUAUAGGAUAGGCAUGAUUAUUAUUUAAAAAAAAAAUCAUCAGUCAGCAUGUCUUACAGUGGCCAAUAGGACAAUGACGUCAUAUCAAUUAAUGCAAAAAACUUUUUAAAAAAGCCUCUAACUCAUCUCCCGAACAAAUAACACUGGCCAUAAUAACAUCUUGGAAAUGUAGUUGUUGAAUACAGUACGGAAUCAGACAAAAUGUUUAUUAUCUCUCAAAGACGACCCCCGAUGACUGAAGAAGAUGAAAAAAAAAUUGAUCAACUGUAGCUGACGUGGAGCGAAUAUAAAUGUCCUCAGUGACCCCUUCUUAACGCAAUCAACAUGGUGUUUUUAGGAGGUAGCCCAUAUUCGAAGUGUUCGCCUCUGUUUUCGAGCAGUGGUAGUCAGUAGGCUACUGGUAUACACUGUCUGUGGCAGUGAGUGUGAUAUUGGUAUAGCAUGUCUGUGGUAGUGAGUAUGCUAUUGGUAUACAAUGUCUGUGGCAGUGAGUGUGAUACUGGUAUACAAUUUCUGUGGCAGUGAGUACGAUAUUGGUAUAACAUGUCUGUGGUAGUGAGUAUGCAAUUGUUAUACAGAGUCUGUGUUAGUGAAACAUACCAACAUUCUAUUUAAAGUGCAAAGUACAUUUUUAAGGAUGAGAAUUAUCAUGACCAAUAUCUGCUGACGUCACUGAUAUUACAUGGAGACAAAAAAUGGGUCACCUUUUCUAAAUUGUUCAAACAGUUAUUUUAGGAAGUAAUCCGUGAACUUUUAAGCCUAUUUUUUGGUAAGUCGGGUUAGCUUAACAAUUUUCAACGUACUAGUGGUACGACUCUCGGUUUUAAAUGUACUUAAGUGAUUGUAAGAGUGCGACAAGACCAGUCAAUCUUGAGCUGUAAUCAAUGGCAAUACACACAAACAAGGUGGCUAACCAGGCUUGAGUUCAUCAAUAAUACCCAAUACCCUGGCCACGACAGAGAAGUCGAAGCUUCUAGGCUGUUCUCCGAUGGCAAAAUUCAGAUACGAAAUGUGGUGUAAUAAGAGAUUUGUGUUGAGGCAGGCUCCAUUAAGACAAACCGGUUUCAAUUUAAUGAAUGUGAUUUGAUAUUAUCAAAACGAUAAUGCAAUAAGCCUAAAGCUAAAUUAAAGGCAAACAAAUCUGAGAAAUAAUGUUUUAAACAUUUGCACAGCACAUUUUUCAACAUUUGUAGUUUUAUGAUAAAAAAAUUGGUAAACUUUUGAUCGUCAAAUUAAAGAAACUGAUUUGAUACACCAUAGGUCUAACUUGGGCCACACUCUAACAACGCUAACCACACUCACCACACUAACCACACUAACAACACUAACCACUCUAACCACUCUUACCACACCAACCACAUUAAACAUACUAACCACUCUAAUAACACUAACCAAAAAAAGUACAACAACAGGCCACACAUGGACUCCACAUAACCACAUUGAACAUACCAUACCUGGUUCCACACAAACCACACUAACCAAAUUAACCACACUAACCACACCCACCACAUUAACCGCAUUAAACAAACCGUUAAAUUAUGAACUUUACUCUUAAAGUGAACUGGUGUUUCAAAUUGUGUCACCUUCUGCACAUGGUGCAUUUUGAAGGGCUCCGCACCAGUGUCUGGAAGUGACUGGGGGCGGGGGGGGAUCUCAAUCUUGUCACCAGGCUGAAAGUCUCUUGGCCAACGUAUUAAGAUCUCCUCUAUACGCUAGCGAGACGUGGACAGUGCACAGCAGACAUGCUAGUGAACUAAGCCAUCUCCACCUACGCUGACAAGAUAAACUUCUUGGCAUAAGAUGGCAUUCUGUUAUAAUAUAUAGAGACAUACUAUUUAGAGUUCAAAUAACACAUCUAUAUUAACAUGUACAUUUACCCACUGUUCCAGGAGCCGGUGCAGUAGAAUGCUACUGGUGCAGUGGUGUGGGCAAAGACAGACAGUGUGAACUGUCCCCGCGGAAUGUCAGUACUGGACCAGUCAGCAUCAAGUGCAGCAUGCGAUAUUGCAUCUCCACCAAGGUCAUGGACGGAG